Messenger RNA from Leptidea sinapis, 1467 nucleotides. RefSeq names its product Na(+)/H(+) exchange regulatory cofactor NHE-RF2. Gene Ontology annotation, cellular component: apical plasma membrane. Gene Ontology annotation, molecular function: protein-membrane adaptor activity; protein binding. Gene Ontology annotation, biological process: protein localization to plasma membrane. Lineage: Eukaryota; Metazoa; Arthropoda; Insecta; Lepidoptera; Pieridae. The transcript has a single exon. The record is from RefSeq and is a predicted model, not a curated record. Bases 56 to 592 code for a protein of 178 amino acids.
GGGUAGUAGUGCCAGUUAGUUGCCCAUAGCGCUUUGCAUCGACCGCGCGUUAACAAUGGCUGCCAAUGGGUCUGCGGCUACCGAGUCGCGACUCUGCCACGUGAGAAAAGUACCCGACUUCGACGGUUAUGGAUUCAAUCUCCACGCGGAGAAGGGAAAACCCGGACAAUACAUUGGCAAGGUCGACGAUGGAUCACCCGCGGAAACAGCAGGCUUACGCCGUGGUGACCGCAUCCUUGAAGUCAACGGUCACAGUAUAGCUGGCGAGACACAUAAACAAGUAGUGGCGCGGAUUAAGGAGCGCCCAGACGACGCUGAGCUGUUAGUCGUCGCUCCAGCUCCCGGAGAACCAGUUCCCGUUGAUUUGGAUGUGCCCGAACGUUCAGCGAACAACACCUCUGCCGAAUCAACGCCGAGUCAAACGUCUUCCGGCUCAGACAGAACUGACGGCGCAUCUCCGGAACCGCCGCGUCUAAAUCUUCAGAUGACUGCCGCAGAGAUGCGCGCGUUUUUAGCUGCUAAGAAGAAAGUUGAUCCGAAAAAGGUGCCAAUGGAUCUAAAGUCCAAGUUUGAUAUAGUUAAAAAACUGUGAGGUGUUUGUUGUUUCUCGUUAAGCACCCUAUUGUAAUGUUUAGUUCGUAAUGGAAACACUGCUGAUCGGCGCAGUGACAGGUGCAAUGCGGGGUUGCCAAACCGCGGUGUGACGUCACCGCUAGUGCCGCGACAUGUUUGUAGUGAGAACGUAAUAUCGGACUGAAAGAAUGAGAUAACACGGAACUAUCAACUAACAUGUGAAGCCGUCUUUAAUCUAUCUUAGUGCGUAACUCUAAUCUAUAUACACCUGUAAAUUAAUACUUCGAAGUUUUCCCUAGCAACGUACCUGUAUUCAAUUUCGCUGUUAAAUUAUUAAGGUAUUUAUGAUGCAACGCUGAUUAGUUCCAUGUUUUAGUCCAUUGUUUUAGCCCGAUUAAUGUACAAUUUGUAUUAUAAUAAUUAUAUACGCGUACCUAAAUAUUCUAGCAAAUUAUUGUGCCUAUAAAUUUUGCCAUCAACAGUUGUACAUACUAUAUGUAAAGUGCGUCAUUGUAAAGCACUAAUGAUGUAUUUAUAUUAUUCUAUAGAAAAGUUAAGACGGAAUGCAGCAUAUUAAAAAGCGUAACUAAUUUACGUCAAAAUGGCGGACCGUUAUUGUGUUCAGAUAUAAAGUUAAAUAAAUUGCGUAGCAAACUAUAUUUACUGUAGUUCUUUUUAUUAAUUAUUAACAUAAUAUGAUGUAUGUUGGUCAUAUUAUUAUAUUUUAAUUUAAUUUAUAGUAUGACCUGAGAAAUUUUGCACAAAAAGUACGUCUGACUGUGAAAGACUUAAUUUAAACAGUUUGAUUUUAUUGAAUGAUUAUACAGUUAUUUAAAUAGGUAAAUGUGGAUUAAGUGCAAUUAUUGUUGAGUAUAAUAAAUAUGUUGAUAAUAA